Molecule: messenger RNA, 1008 nt
Organism: Endocarpon pusillum Z07020
Lineage: Eukaryota; Fungi; Ascomycota; Eurotiomycetes; Verrucariales; Verrucariaceae
Exons: 4
Coding region: 1-1008 (335 amino acids)
Source: RefSeq, a predicted model, not a curated record
AUGAAGCCCAUCUUGUAUAGCAUCAAUGCCUUAUUGGUAGCCAUUGUUUCCUGUGCUGCCACUCCUACCGACGCCGCUGAACGUCUUGAAGCAAGAAAAAAGUCUUUCGACUGCAAAGACAAGCUCGUCGUUAAUGCCUUCUCGAAGUAUUCGUCGCUCGCAUCAUCUCUCUGCAGCUCCUACGUUCCUGCUACAACCACUACUGAGGUCGUUGUCUCUACAAGCACACCUACACCACCAACACAGAUCACGACAACUGUACCGCUGACGGGCACGAUUACGGAGACAGUCACAGUGACAACCCCAGGGUCACCGAUCACGUACUAUUACAAUGCGCCUUUUCCUUCCAACACGAAGACAAUCCUACCGACACCUCCUUCUCCGGCCAAGCGAUCCGUCACACCAGAAGCUGUGGAUACUGACCGAGGUUUUCCCCCAUGGGUCAGUAAAUAUGCUUCCGAAGAAAUCUCGAGUGCCUGUUCAUGUUUUGGCAUCACGCCCUCGACAAGGACCGCGACCUCCACGUCCGUUACUGUCGUCCCAACCCCGACCAUCACCGCAACUGUUAGUGAAACUGUAUCCACUACCACAGUCACGGUGACCACCACUGUGGAAGGACCUCGACCGACUGUCAGCACCUGCUUCGACUAUCAAAGCUACCCCAUCAACAAAGACUACUCUUGGCUCGCUCCCGCUGACCUUAACACCUGGAGCGUUCAGACCCUCUUCAGCCUCAGUCUGAUCGAAUGCUGCAAUCGGUGCUAUACAACACAGAAUUGCAUCAGCUACAGGUAUUUCCCGGUUCGGUCUUUCUUCAUCUACGGGUGCGAUCUAUACACCCUACCCGGCAACGGUGCCUUGGGAAACCCAAGCCCCAUCCCGAAGCUUCUUGGAUAUAACGAACGGUGCCCGUUGGGCGUAUACGAGGGGAAGAGGCAGCUGAAUCCUGGGCCGAAUAUGCCACAAUUGGCUAUUGGGCCUUGCCUGGAUGCGAAUUAUCUGAACUGA